AUGGGGGUGCAGCAGGGAAGUGGAAUUGACAACUCCAACAAUGUCCAUCAACACGAACCAUUGCGUUCCGAUCCGAUGACUAUGCCCAUUCCCCCCGCCGCAAUGUGGCUCAGAAUCAGAACCCGCUCUCGUCAUCAGGAUACGGUUCAGCUACCCUCCGACCGCCGGUCUGAGACUACGUUCAUCAUAUUCUCCGGAUCGCAAGGUCCUCGACGUUACGACAAGCCAUCCCAUCCAUCUGUUCUUCACAAACUCGAGUGCCGAGUCCUGAUAAUGCAUAACCAGCUGUUACAGUGUCGGAUGGGUAUUCGUGGCACUAAGAAUGGGACCCACACCAUCAUGCGCAUAGGGCUCAAGGCAACUUGGACCAGAUCCCUUGAAUAUGCGCUUCUCUUCUCUGCUUGGUCGGAAAACGAACUCAUAGUCGAGCUUCGCACUUCUUCGUCUGGUAGCCAGUGGUUCCGUCGAAUAGCGAACGAGUUGCGUCCAUUAUCAUGA
Messenger RNA from Neurospora hispaniola, 498 nucleotides. RefSeq lists its product as uncharacterized. The transcript is spliced from 5 exons. The coding region runs from base 1 to 498 and encodes 165 amino acids. Lineage: Eukaryota; Fungi; Ascomycota; Sordariomycetes; Sordariales; Sordariaceae. The record is from RefSeq and is a predicted model, not a curated record.